UUCCCUAUAUAAAGGCACAAAGCUUCAGCUGUACUCUAAAACUAGCUCACUUCAAUAGCCGAUCAUGGCUGUUCGUGUUCACUCAUCCUUGAUGACGCUCCUAAUUCUGACCAUGUUCUGCUUUGCCUCAACGAUGGGGCAGUCCGACAAUUAUAUUAUCCACAUGGACUUAUCCUCCAUGCCCAAAGCCUUCUCUGACCAUCAUAGCUGGUUCUUGGCCACUGUUUCAUCGCUAGUGCAAAGUCCUAAUCCUAAAGUUAGAGCCAAAGCCACUAUCACACCCACUUCUUCUAAGCUCAUCUACAGUUACACUUAUGUCAUGCAGGGUUUUAGUGCUAGUCUCUCUCCUAGCGAGCUCGAGGCCCUCAAGAACUCUCCAGGCUACAUCUCUUCCAUGAAGGAUUUGCCGGGUAAAGUCGAUACGACUCACUCGACCCAAUUUCUUGGCUUGAAUUCUAAUUCUGGGGCAUGGCCUACUUCGGAUUAUGGCAAGGAUGUUAUAGUUGGGCUUGUCGAUACGGGUGUUUGGCCGGAAAGCCCGAGCUUCAAUGAUGAUGGAAUGACGACAAUCCCAUCGAAAUGGAAAGGUGAAUGUGAGGUUGGGAUCCAAUUCAAUGCUUCAAUGUGCAACAAAAAGCUCAUCGGAGCCCGGUUCUUCAACAAGGCCUUGGUAGCCAAAAAUCCCAACAUUACAAUCUCCUUGAACUCUUCGCGUGACACUGAAGGACACGGCACCCACACAUCCACCACGGCAGCUGGAAAUUAUGUAGUGGAUGCCUCCUACUUCGGCUAUGCUCCAGGGACUGCCUCUGGCGUGGCUCCACUGGCCCGAGUGGCCAUGUACAAGGCCCUGUGGGACGAAGGCAGAUAUGCUGCUGAUGUCCUCGCUGCAAUCGAUCAAGCAAUCAUUGAUGGCGUCGAUGUCCUGUCCUUGUCAUUAGGCUUUGAUGGUGUUCCAUUGUAUGAGGACCCGAUUGCAAUAGCCACAUAUGCAGCCAUAGAGAGAGGGAUCUUUGUAUCAUUGUCCGCGGGAAAUGAGGGACCUUUCCUCCAGACCCUGCACAACGGGAUUCCCUGGGCCAUAACUGUUGCUGCCGGGGAAAUAGACCGUGACUUCGGGGGAACCGUUACUCUUGGUGACGGAGUCUCGAUUGCAGGCUCAACUCUCUUUCCAGGCAACCCGUCCUUGAGUAAAUCACCAAUUGUCUUCGUGGGAGCAUGCAACAAUACGGUCGAAUUGAAAAAACUCAGUCCAUCUGAUAUUGUCGUGUGUGAGGACAAGCGUGGAACUGUAAGCAAUCAAAUCCAAAAUGUCAGAGGAGCAAAUGUCGCUGGUGGUUUGUUCAUAGUAAACAGCUCCUACCCCUACUUCUUCAUUUUUACCUCAUUCCCUAUAAUCUUUUUGAGUCCUGCAGAUGGUGAUACCAUCAAAGCCUACAUCAAGAACUCGUCCAAGCCAACAGCAAGUAUCCAAUUUCGGAAAACAUUUAUCGGAAGCAAGCCUGCUCCGAGCUUGGCAGACUACAGCUCUCGUGGCCCAUCCCCAAGUUGCCCGGUCGUCCUGAAGCCUGACAUUUUGGCUCCUGGCACACUGAUCCUGGCUGGGUGGCCUCAAAAUAUUCCAGUGGCUGUAGUGGACUCGCAUAAACUAUUUAACAACUUCAACCUCUUGUCAGGAACAUCGAUGGCGUGCCCACACAUAGCUGGAGUGGCUGCGCUCCUGAGGGGAGUGCACCCCGAGUGGAGCCCCGCAGCCAUCCGGUCGGCCAUGAUGACUACAUCAUAUACAAGGGACAGCACAAAUAGCCCUAUCAAAGACAUUGGGAAUGAUUACAAACCGGCGAGCCCUAUAGGGAUGGGAGCUGGCCAUGUCGAUCCGAACAAGGCAUUAGACCCUGGGCUCAUAUACGACGUGAUGCCCCAAGACUAUGUAAACCUCAUGUGUGCAAUGAAUUACACAUCGAAGCAAAUUCAAAUGGUCACCAGGUCCUCUUCCUACAAUUGUUCAAACCCAUCACUGGACCUGAACUACCCUUCCUUCAUCGCCUUCUUUAGUUCGAACAGCUCGGACUCUCCGACAGUGCAAGAAUUCUACAGGACAGUGACGAAUGUGGGAGCUGGGGGAUCAACCUACACAGCAGAGGUGAAUCCGAUGGAGGGAUUCAAGGUCAGUGUUGUGCCAGAUAAAUUGACAUUCAAAGUGAAGUAUGAGAAGCUGAGUUAUAAGCUGACAAUAGAAGGUCCAAAACAGAUGAAACAGACUGUGGUGUCUGGUUCUCUCAGUUGGAUGGACGAUGGUGGAAAGUAUGUGGUCAAAAGCCCCAUUGUUGCCACAAGUCUAAGCUCCAAACCAUUGACGCCCAAAGCUUGAUCUGUUUACGAGUUUCGAGAAGUUUUGUUAAAUAAACAACUAUGACGAAACUUUACAAUCUCUAAUGCAUAGCCCUUUCUCGA
Messenger RNA from Eucalyptus grandis, 2454 nucleotides. RefSeq names its product subtilisin-like protease SBT3. Gene Ontology annotation, biological process: proteolysis. Bases 65 to 2371 code for a protein of 768 amino acids. Gene Ontology annotation, molecular function: serine-type endopeptidase activity. The transcript has a single exon. The record is from RefSeq and is a predicted model, not a curated record. NCBI's taxonomy places the organism in Eukaryota, Viridiplantae, Streptophyta, Magnoliopsida, Myrtales, Myrtaceae.